AUGGACGUCCAGAAGGUUGAGUCGUCUGCUCCCUCGUCGGUUUCUGUCGAAACGGUCAACGAUUCUCCGACUGCCGUCAUCACAGACCUUGAAAAAGGGGCUGUAGCAGUUGCCCCAAGCGAAGAGUCCAAUCUCGACACUGAGAAAGCUCCAGGACCGGUCGUCACAAAACACGAGAAUGGGCUCACAGAUCAAACAUUUUACUUGCCCAGACGGAAAAUCAUCACUAUAUUCCUAGCAUGUGCAUCCACAGAGAUAGUAGCACUUAUCGACGAAAAGGCAGUUGCUGCGGCCUUGUCGAUUAUCAGUUCCGAGCUUGUGGCAGGAAGCAAGAUAAGCUGGGUCGCGUCUGCAUACUUCUUGCAAAACGAGUACCGCAUGUACCCUCUUUACGGGCGAAUCUCGGAUAUAUAUUCGCGCAAAAAUGUUCUUUAUACGCUUAUAACUAUCUUUUUCUUUGGGUCUCUUGCGGCUUCACUGGCGCAGACAGUUGUACAACUUAUCAUUUUCCGCGCGAUCACCGGUAUUGGAGGUGGAGGAUUAAUUUUGGUGGGACAAUUGAUUGUGGGUGAUGUCGUUACCGUUCGCGAGAGGGGCAAGUACCAGGGUAUCUUGGGAGCUUUCGUUGCGCUCUCAAAUGGCAUUGGUCCCCUAAUUGGAGCUGCAUAUUCACAAAAAGUGUCAUGGCGCUGGAUAUUCCGGAUGAACAUGCCAUUGGCAGUUUUCGCCUCUGUAUGCGUUUACUUCUUCAUGCCUCUAAAAAAGGUCCAUGGAACUGCCAUAGAUAAAUUGAAAAAAGUCGAUUUCAUAGGGUCCCUUUUGGUCCUGAUUGGGACCGGAGCGAUUAUCUUGGGUUUAACAUGGGGAGGAGUCGUGAUUAGUAUUGGAUUCGUCAUUUGGGAAUGGAAAUUCGCUGAACUGCCGUUGAUCCCGAUGUACAUCUUCCGAUACAAAGUCGUCGUCGGCGCAGCGCUGACGCACUUUGUCAACGGCUACGGGAUGUACGUUCAGAUCUUCUAUCUGCCCACGUUCUAUCAGCUUGCGUACGGGUACUCUGCCAUCCGGUCGGCGUCAUUACUCUUACCAGUCGUUCUAUUCCAAACCUUGUUCUCUACUUUGGGCGGCGCAAUGGUGUCAUGGAAGGGUCGCUUUAGGGAGCUCUUGCUUUCAGGGACGACAAGUUGGUUUUCGAUAUUCGCCGGAGUAGGAAUCGGGCAGACCUUGCAGCCAUCGUUGGUUGCUGUUCAGGCGGCCGUAGAAAGGAAGGAUAUGGCCGUUACGACCACUGCAAGGAGCUUCCUCCACAACCUUGGUGGCGUGGUCGGGUUGACGAUCUCAGGAAGUAUCAUAAACAACGUCUUGUCCAAUCAUAUUGUCAAAGUAUUGGGGCCUUCGCUGUCUGACGAGGCUCGCAAGGCAAUUUUGAACGACCCGAUCUCUGCUCGGCACACUCUAGAUGCGGAGACACUGGCAAUUGUGAUCGACGGGUACCGUCUCGGUUUCCGGACCCUUUUCAUUGUGUGCGCGUCGUUGACAGCGUUUGCGUUCUUUACAACAUUGUUUUUAAUUCCGCAUAUAUCAUUAAGGAGGGAUGACGACAAGGCGCUGAAGGCUCAAGCAAAAGAGGAGUUGGAGAGGCGAAAAGAAGCAAAGACGGCCGGGCGCUAA
Molecule: messenger RNA, 1668 nt
Organism: Rhizoctonia solani
Lineage: Eukaryota; Fungi; Basidiomycota; Agaricomycetes; Cantharellales; Ceratobasidiaceae
Product: major facilitator superfamily transporter
Exons: 14
Coding region: 1-1668 (555 amino acids)
Biological process (GO): transmembrane transport
Molecular function (GO): transmembrane transporter activity
Source: RefSeq, a predicted model, not a curated record